Oncorhynchus gorbuscha (pink salmon) is the source of this 1083-nucleotide messenger RNA. RefSeq lists its product as uncharacterized. Bases 271 to 921 code for a protein of 216 amino acids. The transcript is spliced from 3 exons. Lineage: Eukaryota; Metazoa; Chordata; Actinopteri; Salmoniformes; Salmonidae. The record is from RefSeq and is a predicted model, not a curated record.
AUAAUGGACUGGACGGACGCUUCUUCAGGAACAACAACACGGAUACUAUUUCAACCACCUGGGUAGCUUGCUAGACAAGGUAAAACUGAAAGAUUGACGUUUUAGGCCAUGUUAAUAUACAUUAGCUAAUCGCAGUGUUUAAAACACAUUUCAGUUGACGUUAACUUGAACCUAAUGUGCUUGUUCAAUUUGCAAAUGUGUUAAAGAUUGAUACUGAGCCCUGCACUAGGCUAUUCGCUAAUGCUAACUAGCUAACUAACAUCCCUGACAAUGAGCUCAUUAAACUACUCAUCCCCUGCUAAAGAAGAGGAUGUCUGCUGUCCGGAGAAAGAAGCUCUGGCGCUGAACAUUGUCGUGAAAGAUGAAGAGGAGAAUAUUACAGUGAAAGGAGAGAAAGAUGCUCUGGCGCUGAACAUUGUCGUGAAAGACGAAGAGGAGGAGGAUAUUACAGUGAAAGGAGAGAAAGAACCUUUCAGAAUGAAAAAGGAGGAAGAGGAGGCUGUUAUAGGGAAAGAAGAGAAAGCAUCCUCUUCCUCUCUAAAAGGUUCUAUCUCAGUAAAGGUGAAGGAGGAAGACGUUUUGGGAGUGAAAGAGGAGGAGACAGAAUAUCAGAUUAACACCAGAGAGAGACAUGACUAUCGUGGGUCCUCUGGGGAGCCUCAACAACAUCCUGAUGCUGACGAGACAGAGAAGAGUCUCUCCAGAUCAGAACACCAGAUGGACAACGCUAGCCCUUCCGCCUUCCCGGAGACCCUGUGUCGUGCCUCUCCUGGUAGCACCUUACUGCUGGGUAUGAAGAGGUUGUCUGUGCUGCUGGUAGACUGCAGGAAAACAACGGGGCUGAGAGGAACUGUGAGAGGAGGAGAAGAGAAGAAAGGAUCGGAUUUGACACAUCAAAGUAAGUGCUGUAGUUUAGUUUGAACAAAUAAAAUAGAUCUGCCCAUUGGAAUCUCUUCCCAAUAGGGCUGUCCCAGACUAAUACAAAAACAACUUUGCACACUCUUGGUAUUCUCUCAACCAGCUUAACCUGGAAUGCUUUUCCAACAGUCUUGAAGGAGUUCCCACAUAUGCUGGGCACAUGUU